Messenger RNA from Rubroshorea leprosula, 1052 nucleotides. The record is from the annotation of a GenBank genome assembly. Lineage: Eukaryota; Viridiplantae; Streptophyta; Magnoliopsida; Malvales; Dipterocarpaceae.
AAAAUUAUUGCUUUACAUUGUCAGGCUGAAGGAUAAGCUUGAAUUUUGAGGUGGGAUUUUGUUUUGAUGGAAUCAUUUCAUAAUCGUGGAACUCUAAAGAUUUUGCUGAAGCUGGAAGUCUUUAUUGGGGCAAUGCUUUGUUGUCUUUUGGUUUUCGCAUGCAAGAGAGUGCUCGCGGUGGAGGGAGUGGUGAAUGCAAAGUACGGAGUGAUUGAGCAGUGGGCAUUGUUGUUGAGGAAUGCGUGGCCUAAGGUUUCUAUGAUUCUUAAGAUUUUCAAAGAGCAAGGUGUGAUUCUGACUGCACUUUUAGGUUUAUCUGCAUUCUUCUCAAUGGCAGAGACUUCAAUAAGUACACUGUGGCCAUGUAAGGAUAUGAUUGGAAGUGUAUUAGAGAUGAAGGAUGCUCAUGUCAGAGAGAUAUUAGCUGCAAAUGCCCAAAAGCUUAAUGCUGUUCAUUUUGAGCAGAUAAACAAUGGGGAAGCAAUGUCAGAGGCCAAAGAUCAUGAGUACAGGCUUCUUACUGAGAUCACUCCAAAAAGUAUAGCUGUUCACAAUCCCACAGAGGUGGCUAGAUUUGUGGCCAGUGGCAUGGCUUUCCUUGAUGCUACAUCUAGUGGGAAGAAUUGUUACUUAUUUAUCAAUGGGAAUAAGGAAAUCAUAUCCACCAUUUAUAAGCAUUUGUCUUUUGCAUUUCUUGUUUCCAGUUGUUCUGAACCUUAUGUUAGUGAAGAUGAAUUAAAGCUGAUGCUAUGUGGGGCAAAGUUGAGUGGAGCAAUAGAGGAGGAAGAGCAGGAUAUGAUUGAAACUGCAUUAGAGAUAAAGGAUACUCAUGUUAGAGAGGCCAUCACACCCCUUGUUAACGUGGUUGCAAUUGAUGCAAGUGCAACUCUUGUUGAUUUUCACCAUCUGUGGGUGACUCACCAAUAUUCAAGGUAGGGAAUUGGUAAUUCAUCUCUAAGGCUUUAUCUCCUUCAAGAAACUUGUUAAAAGAUUUCUAUUUACAUGGUACCGGUUUUUGAGCAGCGUGUUGACAAUAUAGUUGGCAUUGCAUA